Messenger RNA from Arabidopsis lyrata subsp. lyrata, 603 nucleotides. RefSeq lists its product as uncharacterized. The record is from RefSeq and is a predicted model, not a curated record. NCBI's taxonomy places the organism in Eukaryota, Viridiplantae, Streptophyta, Magnoliopsida, Brassicales, Brassicaceae. Bases 106 to 318 code for a protein of 70 amino acids. The transcript has a single exon.
GACAUACAACAACUUUUACGUGACAAACAGGAAAAAAUAUAUAUAUAUAUAUAUAUAUAUAUAUAUAUAUUUUUCACUUUGAUUACAUACAAACAAGAGAAAUAAAUGAUGAUGAAGAAACAAUUGAUACUUGGAGUGAUUUUGCUCGGACUAUUCGUAAUUUUCUUGAACACCACACAAGUCGAAGCCGCUAGGCCGCUCCAAGCCGACGGUGAGAUCCGAUUCGUGUUCCAGUUGCUGCAAAGGGGUUCGGUUCCAGGGUCAGGUCCGAACGGUUGCACAAACAUCCCAGGAGGUUCGGGCACGUGUCGCCCGUGAGCGGUCACGUGAGUCUGGGUUUACAUCAUGGUUCUUUUAAUUUUUUUUUAAGGCUAAUGUAAUAAACACAAUAUCGUUUUGUGUGUUGGUUCUAUUUUGACGCAGUUGUAGCACAUAUGAAAGCAAAUGUAUGUAUUUAUUAACUUGGUAAAAUCUGCCAAAACUAGUUGAUGAGAUUAGCUAUUCUUUGAUUUGUUUUAUGAACUUUAAACAUGUAACUUUUUGCUUUAUAUUUUUUAUUUUAAGAAUCUUUCUGUUAAUUUAUUAAUGCAAGUCCAGAUUAUA